UUCUUGAAACAGCUCGACAUUUCAAAAUCCUUCGUUUGAAAUGUUGAACCAAACGCUCCUUCUCUAGCUCCUCCUAUGCCUCCUUCGUCCUUUAAUGGCGACUUCUGCUUUCAGUUCAGCCACCAAACGAGCCACGCCACUGCCCAAAACCUCCACCAGUGGCGACGACGGAGAAUCUUCUUCCUCCGCCCGGAUGUCCGCUCAGAGGAGGCACCGGAGCUUGAGCCGAUUCUCUCACCGUCGCAUGCCGGAUCGGGACGUCGGAAUCACGACGGCUAGGAAGGGGAAGUUCGUCAACACUGUUCGGGGCUCUGGGUCGCCUGAGAUUAGCCUCGACGACUUAGCCGUGGAGUUCUUCGACUCGUUAUCCGCCGAUAGUAGUGGAAUCAGCAGCACAGAGAAAGGACGACCUGGGUCGAGGAAAUUCAGCGGCAGAAGCGACGGAGACACAACGGUGUCGCAGAGGCGGGGGCGGUCUGUGUCUAGGGCUUUUCUCGGAGGCGGUGGCGGCGCAGUAGUACGGAGGCUGACGGCGGAUACAGAGAGCUCGAUGCGGCGGCGAUCGGUUUCAAGACAGUCUGCGAGGGGCAAUGCCGGCGAUCAUGGCGGCGCAGGAAGCGCAAAUUCACGGCGGCGACGGUCGCUCUCUGUUGUCCGGUGCCGGAUUAGCGAUUCCGAGAGCGAUUUCGAUCAAUUUCAGAGUUCAAGCAAUGGAGGAAACUUGAAGAAUUCCGUCAACGGAAAUGGUCAGAUUACUGGAUCUCAUUACAAGCCAGUUGUUUCGGCUCUCAGACCGGUUUUAAGGAGGUCUUUUAGCCAAAACGAAAUCAAGUACCAUGAUGGCUACUCUAGCCAUUCUUCAGCUAUCACAAUCACAGACGAUGAAGGAAAGGACGCACGUUCUGGAAAGCAUGGAGGUGAAAGGAUAAUCAGAGCGGUAUAUACGCAGAAUAAGGCAACCACCAAAACAAGGAAAUCAUUGGGUGGCAGUGAUGCCGACCAUGAUAUCGCCUCGAUUACAAAAGAUUAUGCAACAAAAUUACAAGAGUCUGAGGAGCGGAAGAGGGAUUUGCUAGCCGAGAUUUUGUUGGAGGAUCAGCGUGGUAAGGAGCUCUCGAAGAUUGUAAAAGGAUUACUUACCGAAAGUAGCUCUGAAGUUAGCCAAAAGCCUUCACGGGCACGCAAGAGGAGCAAGGACAGGAGCAGGAUAUCGACGUGCUUAACUGAUGAGGCAGAGAAACACAUCGAAGAGUUCAUUUCAAACAUCGAAGACACAGAUUUCUCAUCUCCGGAUGAUGAAAGGAGCGAGACAAGUUCGAGUUUCGGCAUUAUAAAAACGGAUAGUGGAGUUGUUCCCAAGUUUGCCCGUGUCGAGAUGGAUGGCAUUAUUCUCCCAUGGCUGCAAUGGGAAACUUCGACCGAUUCUCCUCCGCUCCCAUACCUAAGCAAGUCAAUACACACACCAAUCACAAGAUCUAAGAUCUGGGUAUCUGGUUCGAUUCAGGAUGAUACGACUUCUGUGCACGAGACGAGCAUCCGUUCCACCAGCAGCAGUAGAGGAAGCUCGAGUCCCGCAAAACCUUCCGACCCGGGAAUCACCCGAGGGAAAGUAUCAUCAUCAAGCGGGCUGAGGAAACUAAAGAUAGAUGUUUCGGAUUAUCUGAAACGAAAAGGCGAGGCGGGUUUUCUAUACGAAUCAUGGAAGCUUAGGCACAGAACGGAUUCAGGAAGUCUUGUGCUUUGUAGCCGUUUAUUGAUUUAGCUUUACAAUGCAAAACUCGGAUUUUUUUUUUUUAAUCCUCAAUGCAUUUAGACAGGAGACAAUGGCUAUAAAUUGUACAGAUAAUUUUUAUGGUCGGCUCGAAUUAGUUGUGUGUCAGUGUGUGUGGGCACGCUCUGCGCAUUUAUCACUGAAUAAAGGCCCAUUUCAUAAAGGCUUCAUCUUGUUCUUAAACUUUUUUUCUAGGUUUUUUUAAAAAAAAAUAGGAAGAAAUACUUGUUUCUACUUUCUAGGAUUUAGUAUAAUACUGUAUUC
Tarenaya hassleriana is the source of this 2035-nucleotide messenger RNA. RefSeq lists its product as uncharacterized. The transcript has 7 exons. NCBI's taxonomy places the organism in Eukaryota, Viridiplantae, Streptophyta, Magnoliopsida, Brassicales, Cleomaceae. The record is from RefSeq and is a predicted model, not a curated record. The coding region runs from base 95 to 1762 and encodes 555 amino acids.